AUGAGGAAAGGAGCCAAGCGAAAGGCUCGCCUGGCGGCGACGGAGGCCAAGCCCAAGCCCAAAGCCACCGCCACACGCGCCAAGCGCGUCAAGGCCUCUCAGCCGCAGCCGCAGCCGGAACCGGAGUACGUGGAGGAGCAGCGAAACCUUCAAGAUCUAUGGAAGGCGGCGUUCCCGGUCGGCACCGAGUGGGAUCGCUUGGACUCGCUCUACCAAUACGACUGGGAUUUCUCGAAUCUCGAGAAGGAAUUCGAAGAAGAAGGAGGCAAAUUCCACGGCAUCGGGAACAACAAGGUCUACAUCUUCAGCCAGACCGAGACUUCUUCGCCGUCCGUGCCGGUGCUGAUCCCGACGCUGGUCGCCGUCGUGGCGCCUCGGCCGCCGUCGAUGGAGAUUGGGAUCAGGUCUGUGCAGAGAGAGGAGAAGGAGAUAGUUCCGAUGAGGCAGAUGAAGAUGGAUUGGAUCCCUUACAUUCCUCUGGAGCAAAGAGAAGGCUGGAAUUCCGAGAGAGGAGCCAAGUCCGGUUCGAAUUUGCCGCAGAUUUUCGUGCUGGGAUGCACGCAGAGGAAGGCGAGCUUGAAGCAGAUGAAGGAGGACCGUUGGAUGAAGUUCCAGUACUGUAUGCCGUAUUUGAUGAAUCCGAAUGAGGAGGAGAAGGAGCAGAGUACUGUGGUGGAUAUACUCUUCCCGAGGGAGCCGCAAGCUCCGCUGUUUGUGCAGUUUGAUUGGGAAUUCGAUGAGGUUGAGGAGUAUACUGAUGAGCUGAUCAAGGCCGAGGAGCUGACUGAGGACAAGAAGGAGGCGUUCAUGGCGUUUGUGAAGGAGGAAGUGAAGAAAGUGAAGAAGAAGAUUAGGGAAGAGAAGGAAGCGAAGAAGAAGCUAAUGGAGGAUCCAAAGUAUCAAGAAGCGAAAAGCUAUUAUGAGAACAUGAGGCUUUACAAGAUUUAUCCAGUACAGACACCAAACACUCCAGUGAUUGAGAUGAAGUCUAAGUAUAUCAACUUCUACUACGGACAUGCGCAUGAGAUUAUUUGA
Messenger RNA from Fragaria vesca subsp. vesca, 1035 nucleotides. RefSeq lists its product as uncharacterized. Bases 1 to 1035 code for a protein of 344 amino acids. Gene Ontology annotation, biological process: regulation of cellular response to heat. Lineage: Eukaryota; Viridiplantae; Streptophyta; Magnoliopsida; Rosales; Rosaceae. The transcript has a single exon. The record is from RefSeq and is a predicted model, not a curated record.